Messenger RNA from Paramecium sonneborni, 2937 nucleotides. Lineage: Eukaryota; Ciliophora; Oligohymenophorea; Peniculida; Parameciidae. The record is from the annotation of a GenBank genome assembly.
AUGGAUGACGAUUGCAUUUAACUAAAAGAUGUCCCAAUAUAUAGACCUAAAAAUUUGGUUCGAUAAGUUACUAUCAAAGAAGAGACGAAUUCGCCUCCUAAAUAAGAAAUCGUUAAUACUUAAAAUCUUUUUGAGCAACUAAUUGAUCAGUUUGUUUAAAUGAUGUAAGAAGAAAGUUUGUCUACAUAACACAUCAUUAAUAUAUUCUAUCAAAUACUUUUAAAUGUAGGUUAGAGUAUUUUCAAUAGAAGCACAACUCCUACUUAAUUAGACAAAAGCAAGAUUAUUAAGCAUCAAUGCGUAUAUUUUUAUCAAAGAUUGAGAAAGUAUUUCUAACAAAACCAAAACGAAACAUUAAAUGGCCUCUUAAUGAAAUUGUAAAAAUUACAAUAAGAUCAAGAUGAAGAACAAACAAAACAAGAAAUAAACUUUUAUCGUUUUAAUACUAUGAAAUCUACAUAUCAUCCUGAUUUUGAAGUGAAUAAAAAGCAUAGUUCUUAUAUUAAUGAAGAAUAACAAAAAGAGCUGGAAAUGAGAAAUUCAAAACUUGAAGAAAUGCAAAAGAAAUUAGAUUGCAAAAAUAAUAUCAUAAAAGACAUGACACAAGGAUAUUUAAAAGACGUUUAACACAUGAAAGAACUAUUAUUUAGAAGAAAUGUUUAAUCGUUGAACAUUUUUGAGGUCUAGUAUUUUGAUUCCAAAGAAGGAUUCACUGAUGAGUAAACUAAUUUAUUGAACUAAAAGAUUAAAGGAAUGCAACAAUAAUUUGAACAUAAAUAUCUUGAGUUAACUUAGACAAUCUAGCAUAUAAGUCUUGAAAACAAGCAAUACAUCCUAUAAAUCGAUAAGUUAAAAGAAAAACUUAAAAUCCACGAAACUAGCGUUGGUUUAUUAGCUAAAGUCAUUCAAAUGGAUAACAAUGAUCCUUAUACUACUUGGAAGAAUAUUUAAGAUCUAAAAGGAAAUUAAUAUUUUUUUUAAGUAUUUGAGAACUAAAAGCAUAUUUAUGGUAUUAAUUAUCGAGAAAUUGAUAAAUUAAUUAUCCAAUGCAAAUCUUAAUAAAGGGAAGUUUAAAAUUUUCGAUAAUAGUUAGAAGAAUAGUUAUCCUAAUUUGUUGAUAGAUAAAUUAAUUAUAUUAAAAAUUUGUAAGUAGAAAUUGAUUUAAAAAAUUAAGAAAUAGAAAAACUAAAAAAUAAUUAAAACGAAAUUGUUUAAGAGUGUCUUAAUUAAAGUAGAGAAUAGAUGGAAAUUAUAUUGUAGCAUAGAAAAAAUGAAAGUAAAUUAUUUCUUAUAAUAGUGUUAUAGCAAUUAUUUGGAAAAUUCAAUGAAUUGAAUGAUAUUUAGACAAAUUUUGAUCAAUAUAAAGUCAAAAUGAUGUUUAAUAAAUGGGCAUUAAUAAAUCGAAUGUUAAGAUGUCUAAAAACUACUAGAGACUAAUUAAUACUACGUUAAGAAAUUAAAGAAAUUAUCCUUGGGAGAAAAGAAUUUGAAGAGAAAUUAAAAGAAUAUAAAAAUAAAAAAAGAAAGAAGAGAAAUAUCCUUAAAAGUUAAUAUGAAGAAUUAAAGCAAACAUAUGAGAAUGAAAAAUAUAAUCAAAUUUAUUGGGAAUAUAAAUAUUUAACAUAAUAGAAGGUUGAGUAGAUUUUGAAUUAAGAAAUCAACUUAUUACAAUAGCAAUAUUCUCAAUCAAAUGAGAAUUUUAAAUAAUUGUAGUUAAAAUAUCAAGUGGUAUGUUUGCAUUAUUAAUAAUUAUAUCAUUUAUUCGACUCCAAGUAAAUUAAUUUUGAAAAAUUAGACAAUGCUUAAAUAAAAUUGAUUGAAUAUAAAUUAAGAUAAUCUGAUUAGAAUAUUCAACAUUUAUCUUAAUAGAUGGCUCUUUAAUAAGAGUAUCAAAUAUCUAAAUAAGAAGUAUUAAUUUCAAGUAUGUAAAAAAAAUCAAAAUUUUGUUAGACAAUUAUCCUGAAUGUUAAUACUCCUAUUUAAAAUAAUAAUUUUCAUGAUUAAUUUAUUGAAAAAAUAAAGAAGCUUUAAUUAAAUUUAAAUGAGACUUCUCAUAAAUAAACAAAUACUGAUUUUGAAUGUUAAGAAAAAAUAAUUUAAAGUACAAAAGAAGUUGAAAUUUAAUGCAUAAUGGAAUCGAUUUCUCCAAUUUAAUAAUUAUCCAAUUCAAAUUUUAAAAGCAAUUAGUUUCAUUAGGAUAAAGUAAGAUCAUUAUAAACACCUUCUUAAUUAUGCUUUUUGGAAGAGAUUUCUGAAUAAAUUGAUUCUUAAUAAAAUCCACAUUAAAAUGAAUCAAAAAUAUUAGAUUAUUAGAAUUUGAGUAAUUUAAAUCAUGAUAAUACAUUUGUCAUCUUUUAGAGAAAUUCAAUAAAAUUUACAAAAGAUGAUUUUAAUAAAAAGGUUUAUGAAUCAUCCUUAUUAUAUGAUUAAAAUAGAUUAUAAAUAACAACCCCAUAAACACCAAAUUAAGCAUCUUAAAAAGUAAAAGAUUAGAUUGAAAAAAUAUCUUAUUUAUCUUAAAACAAUAAAGAGUAUUGUGUCGAUCAAUAAUAAGACAUUUUUUCAAGAUUGUAUAAGGAUAGCAUGAAUAGAAAAUAGAGGUUAUAAAUAUUAAAAAAUAAUAUAGAAACUUUAGAUUAAUAUAAAUGGGAAUAAAUUCUUUAAAUAAUUUAAUCUAGUCCUUUAGAUUAAAAAAGUGGUCUUAGUGAAAAAUCUAGUAAGAAUGCAUAAAUAUAUUAUUAAAAAUAAAAAGGUUUUAAAGAUUUUGAUUAUGGACUAAUUGAUUUGGAAAAGGAUAAUUAAAAAAGAUUGUCUUACAAACGAACAGGUACUUAAAAUAAUAGGACAUUUUAAAUUCAAAAAAUUCAUUAAAUAUAAAAGCAAAACACAACAUUUGACUUUUAUAAUAAUACUAAAGUAAAUAGAUAGAAUUUUUGA